Messenger RNA from Oryctolagus cuniculus (rabbit), 2968 nucleotides. It is a transcript of the gene IWS1, whose product is annotated as interacts with SUPT6H, CTD assembly factor 1. Gene Ontology annotation, cellular component: nucleus. Gene Ontology annotation, biological process: poly(A)+ mRNA export from nucleus. The record is from RefSeq and is a predicted model, not a curated record. Lineage: Eukaryota; Metazoa; Chordata; Mammalia; Lagomorpha; Leporidae.
AGGGUCGCGGGCAGACGCCAUUUUGGCCCCAGAGGCGCUUCUGGGAAGUAGAGCGCCGGCCCGCACGCCUGCCCGACUCCCGGGUACGGCCUUUUCAGUCGGAGUGUCCAGGUUGAAGCGUUCACCUCUGCGGCCGCCGCUUUCUCAUUUCCGGCACCCUCCAAAGUCUCCAGUCGUUCGGGAGCUUCUGAGCACCGGGCCGCGCCAUCGGGGGGGUUCACACCGCCGGGAAGGAGGUGACGGGGGCGGCGCGGGGUGCGGACACUCCCCGCUGAGAGCCCGCCUGCCAUGGACUCGGAAUAUUAUAGCGGUGACCAGUCAGCAGAUGACGGUGGCGCUACCCCGGUACAGGACGAGCGGGACUCAGGGUCAGACGGUGAAGACGACGUGAAUGAGCCGCACUCCGGAUCAGACACGGGAAGUGUGGAGCGUCACUCGGAGAAUGAAUCCAGUGAUCGAGAGGAUGUCCUCACCAAAAGACAUCCUGUGACAGACUCUGAGAACGAUGAGCCCUCACACCUCCAUGCCAGUGACUCGGAAAGUGAGGAACUGCACAGGCAGAAGGAGAGUGACUCUGAGUCGGAGGGGCAGGCUGAGCCCCCUGCAAGUGACUCUGAAAACGAGGACGCCAAUCAGCGCAGGAGCGACUCCGAGAGUGAGGAGACCAGGAAGGUGCCUGGGAGUGACUCUGAGAACGAGGAGCUUCUUAACGGGCAUGCGAGUGACUCUGACAAUGAAGAGGUUAGAAAGCGUGCCGCCAGUGACUCGGAGGCCGAGGAGCUCCGCAAGAGUCCUGCCAGUGACUCGGAAGCAGAGGAUGCUGUGAAACCUCCAGCCAGUGACUCUGAGAGUGAGGAACCCGCGAGGCACCAAGCCAGUGACUCGGAAAAUGAGGACCCUCCCAAAGCUCACAUGAGUGACUCAGAAAGUGAGGAGCUCCCCAAACCCCGGGUCAGUGACUCGGAGAGCGAGGAGCCCCCAAGGCACCAGGCCAGUGACUCGGAAACGGAGGAGCUCCCCAAACCCCGGGUCAGUGACUCAGAGAGUGAGGAGCCCCCAAGGACACAGGCCAGUGACUCGGAAACGGAGGAGCUCCCCAAACCCCGGGUCAGUGACUCGGAGAGUGAGGAGCCCCCAAGGACCCAGGCCAGUGACUCGGAAACGGAGGAGCUCCCCAAACCCCGGGUCAGUGACUCGGAGAGCGAGGAGCCUCAGAAGGGACCUGCCAGUGAUUCUGAAACCGAGGGUGCCUCCAGACACAAACAGAAGCCCCAGUCGGAUGACAGUGAUGGGGAAAACAAGGGUGAGGGGACGGAAGUGCAGAAUGACCCCGUGCUUUCAGGUGGCCACACGGACAGAAAAAGAUUCCACAGCUCUGACAGCGAGGAAGAAGAACCCAAAAAGCAAAAAGUGGACAGUGAUGAAGAUGGAGAAAAAGAGGGUGAGGAGGAGAAAGCAGCAAAGCGAAAAGCUGUGCUUUCUGAUAGUGAAGAUGAAGAGAGAGCACCCGCAGCGAAGAAGAGUCGUGUUGUUUCUGAUGCAGACGACUCUGACAGUGAUGUUCCGCCAGGCAAAAGAGAGAAGGCUGUCGCAUCUGAGAGCGAGGAAGAAGCAGGGAAAGAGCUGUCUGAUAAGAAGAAUGAAGAGAAAGAUCUAUUUGGAAGUGAUAGUGAGUCAGGCAAUGAAGAAGAAAAUCUCAUUGCAGACAUAUUUGGGGAAUCUGGUGAUGAAGAGGAAGAAGAAUUUACGGGUUUUAACCAAGAAGAUUUGGAAGAAGAAAAAGGUGAAACCCAGGUAAAAGAGGCUGAAGAUUCAGAUUCUGAUGAUAACAUAAAGAGAGGAAAACAUAUGGACUUCCUGUCGGAUUUUGAGAUGAUGUUGCAGCGGAAAAAGAGCAUGAGUGGCAAGCGUAGGCGGAACCGGGAUGGUGGCACCUUUAUCAGUGAUGCAGAUGACGUCGUGAGUGCCAUGAUUGUCAAGAUGAAUGAAGCCGCUGAGGAAGACAGACAGUUGAACAAUCAGAAAAAACCAGCACUGAAAAAAUUAACUUUAUUACCUACUGUGGUUAUGCACCUUAAGAAGCAGGACCUUAAAGAAACAUUCAUUGACAGUGGUGUGAUGUCUGCCAUCAAAGAGUGGCUCUCACCCCUGCCAGAUCGGAGUUUGCCAGCACUGAAGAUUCGAGAAGAGCUAUUGAAAAUUCUCCAAGAGCUGCCUAGUGUGAGCCAGGAGACGCUGAAACACAGUGGUAUUGGACGAGCAGUGAUGUAUCUCUAUAAACACCCCAAGGAGUCAAGGUCCAACAAGGACAUGGCAGGGAAAUUAAUCAAUGAGUGGUCUCGACCUAUAUUUGGUCUUACCUCAAACUACAAAGGAAUGACAAGAGAAGAAAGGGAACAGAGAGAUCUAGAGCAAAUGCCUCAGCGACGAAGAAUGAACAGCACUGGUGGUCAGACACCUCGCAGAGACCUGGAAAAGGUGUUAACAGGAGAAGAGAAAGCUCUUAGACCUGGAGAUCCGGGAUUCUGUGCCCGUGCGAGAGUCCCAAUGCCCUCGAACAAGGACUAUGUUGUGAGGCCCAAGUGGAACGUGGAAAUGGAGUCGUCCCGGUUUCAGGCGACCUCCAAGAAAGGUAUCAGCCGGCUGGAUAAGCAGAUGAGGAAGUUCACGGAUAUCAGGAAGAAAAGCCGCUCCGCGCACGCAGUGAAAAUCAGCAUCGAAGGCAAUAAGAUGCCCUUGUGACCUUGCCUGGGCUGCUCCCGCUCCCUAGGAAAUGCGCAGUGGACUCUGGGAGAAAAAAGAUCUUUUAAACUUUUUUUAGUGUGUCUGUAAACAAUUAGCGUGUAUCAAAUGUUGUCGUAGGACUUGUUUCCCUCCGUUGUAUUUAAAACUGUUGUGUACUUUGUACAGAGGAAGAUUAGUCAUACUUCUAUAAACUUUACACAAUAAAGUUUCAUUCUGGUUUUGG